AUGAAAGAAAGACACACGUUAGGGCUACAUUUCCCUUUAAACGAGUCGCGAAAUAUUACUAAUUUACAAAAAAUCUACAAAACGAAUUGUGGGAUAGCAAAACCAAAAAUAGAGCAUAUGGUAGCUCGAUCGAAGUUCAAAAUGCUGAAAUUAAUAGUUACCGCUCUUAUUCUGACCAUGGUCUUUUUCCAAGCUGAUGGUGCCGCAUUCAUAUUUGAUAUGAAAAGAGAAAUAAAUGAUGACGGUCAGAUUAUCAAUUAUUGUGAAUUUGAAGGAGAGAGACAUGAAUAUGGGGAAACGUGGAUUAAGGAUUGUGUGAAAUGUGAUUGUAUUGGAAGAUACAUGGACUGCUCUACCAUGGGAUAUUAUUUAGCAUCGCCUACGUUCGAGAAUUGUUCGAUAGUUCACUUGGACAAUUGUUGUUACCAAUACUAUAAAGAUGAUGACCCCACAGUACCUUGCACUGAAGAAAUAUGUCAUUAA
Messenger RNA from Lottia gigantea (owl limpet), 483 nucleotides. RefSeq lists its product as hypothetical. Bases 1 to 483 code for a protein of 160 amino acids. NCBI's taxonomy places the organism in Eukaryota, Metazoa, Mollusca, Gastropoda, Lottiidae. The transcript has 5 exons. The record is from RefSeq and is a predicted model, not a curated record.